Molecule: messenger RNA, 1959 nt
Organism: Camelina sativa (false flax)
Lineage: Eukaryota; Viridiplantae; Streptophyta; Magnoliopsida; Brassicales; Brassicaceae
Source: RefSeq, a predicted model, not a curated record
CUCGAUUUUGAUUGCAAGUGAAAUUACUCACAGUUGUGUGUUCAUGUAAACCGAAGAAAUCGAACCGAAACCAAACCGAAGGGAGUUUUGUGAUGAUUUAAGAAAUUUGUUAAUUUAAGAAAUUUGUUUUUGUGAUGAAAAUGGAAAAUCAAUCACAUUCAAAAGAAGUCGUUUAGGGAGGUACAUUAUUAGGGUUUAGUGAUUACCCAAAUUGUGUGCUCGUGUUCUUCAAUCUCCUUAAUCGAGUCAUCUUUUUUUUUGCGAAUUCUUCUCUUUGCUGAGGAUGGAUAUGGGGCGAGAGAAGAAGAUGAGAGUGCUCUGCAAGUUCUGCGAGUGCUCCGGAAGCAGAUUUGUUGAACCAAGGCCAAACGGACAAGAUCAGGAAGCAUCGUCUUCUAUGGAGAGGGAAAUUAGUAGACUACGCCUUUUGACCAGGAGAAUGACCGGUAAGGAUCUUGAUGGUCUGAGUUAUGCCGAGCUUCGCUUACUUGAAAGCCAGUUAAGGGAUGCACUUCUCAUUGUGAAGAACCAAAAGGAGAAAGUAAAGCUGCUAGAAGAUGAAAGGCUGUGCAAACAAGAGAAGAAGGGAGCAAAGGUCAAAGAUGGCUUCGGUAGAGAGCUCUCUGUUCCUUACACAUCCUCUGGUAGCAGCUCUGAAGAUAGGCCACAAAAGCCAGAUGAUGUAAUACCAGAGAUGAGAACACAGAAGGCAUUUGAGAGAAGAAUGUUUGAAUCCCCGCAGAUGGAGUUCGAGCGGCUCUGGAUUUUCAAAGAGAGAAUGAAUGGAAGAAAUCUAGAUGGAAUGACGCUCCACGAAGUGGUCUUACUUGAAAUUCAGAUAUACGAUGGUUUAAAGAGAGUGCGGUUCCAGUCGAUGAGACCACGAAUGGAAGAACUUGCGAGGCAACUCAAAGAGGAGACGAUGUCUUUGUUAGCUAAGCAGGAGACAUGUUUGUUGGCUAACGGCAGUGGCAAGGAUGACCGCCAUCGAGACAUUUCCCUGCGACUUUUUUCCGUUUCAAGAAAGCUUAGGAGAUUCCAAAACCGUUGUCACCGGAAGGACAUGCCAGAGAAGAAGAUGAGUGUGCUGAGGAUUGAUAUGGGGCGAGAGAAGAAGAUGAGUGUGCUCUGCAAUUUCUGCGAGUGCUCCGGCAGCAGAUUUGUUGAACUAAGACCACGCGGACAAGAUCAGGAAGCAUCGUCUUCUAUGGGGAGGGAACUUAGUAGACUACGCUUUUUGACCAGGAGAAUGACCGGUAAGGAUCUUGAUGGUCUGAAUUAUGCCGAGCUUAGCUUACUUCAAAGCCAGUUAACGGAUGCACUUCUCAUUGUGAAGAACCAUAAGGAGAAAGUAAAGCUGCUACAAGAGAAGAAGUCAGCAGAGUUCAAAGAUGGCUUCGGGAGAUCCUCUGGUAGCAGCUCUAGAAAACAGGAGGCAUUUGAGAGAAGAAUGUGUGAAUCCCCGCAGAUGGAGUUCGAGCGGCUCUGGAUUUUGAAUGAGAGAAUGAAUGGAAGAAAUCUAGAUGGAAUGACGUUAGAAGAACUGUUCAUACUUGAAUUGCAGAUAUACGAUGGUAUAGAGAUUGUGCUGGACCAAAAGAUGAGACCACGAAUGGAAGAACUUGCUAGGCAACUCAAAGAGGAGAAAUGUCUUCGUUAGCUGAGCAUCGAGACAUGUUUGUUGGAUAAAGGCAGUGUGGCAAGGAUGACCGCCAUCGAGACAUUUCCCUGGGAAUUCUUUCCGUUUCAAGAAAGCUCAGGAGAUUCCAAAACCCUUCAACCAGAGUUUAGUUUGCUGUUAUUAUUGGUGAAUUAGUAUGUAAUGACUUUGGAUUUAUGCAAAUUUUGUUUUAAACAUAAACAUCAUCAUUCAUCAGAUAACAACAAACACUAAAUGUGCUUUAGUAGAACUAGCACCAAACUAUUUGUUGAGUUGGUUUUGUUGCAAACUGGCUCCGC